This is a messenger RNA of Talaromyces stipitatus ATCC 10500, 1146 nucleotides long. Its product is annotated as NAD dependent epimerase/dehydratase, putative. The record is from RefSeq and is a predicted model, not a curated record. The transcript has 3 exons. The coding region runs from base 1 to 1107 and encodes 368 amino acids. Gene Ontology annotation, molecular function: 3-beta-hydroxy-Delta5-steroid dehydrogenase (NAD+) activity. Lineage: Eukaryota; Fungi; Ascomycota; Eurotiomycetes; Eurotiales; Trichocomaceae. Gene Ontology annotation, biological process: steroid biosynthetic process.
AUGACACUUCCAGACGUCCUCAUCACAGGCGGCUGCGGUUUCGUCGGUGCAGCAAUCGCCAGGGCCAUCGCAGAAAAACACCCGGAAUGCAGAAUCACCAUCAUAGACAUAAACCCUCCGGGCCCAAUCCAUCAAGUACCAUCUCAGGCCAGCUUCAUCAAAGUGGAUAUUACUUCCAAGACACAAGUUGAGGAAGCUAUAAGCAAAACUCGGUCUGCUAUCGUGAUUCAUUCUGCUGGCAUUGUACCCGUUCUAGCAGAGCGGUUCGGUCGGCGGAUGCAGAGUACGGUAUGGAAGAUCAAUGUUGAAGGUACAAGGAAUAUGCUCGACGUCUCGAAGAGAAUGGGGGUCAAGGCAUUCGUUUUUACUAGUAGUUGUUGCGUGCUUAUAGAUGACAUGCGCCUAUCAUACAGAAAUGUCACUGAAGAGUGGCCCACUUCGCAGAGUUCGUUGAUUUAUGGCGAAUCAAAGGCAGCCGCAGAAGCAUUGGUUUUACAGGCCUCUUGCGCUGAGAUGCCUACCUGUUCACUUAGACCUUCGGUCCUGACGGGCCCCGGUGACUAUCAACUUUUACCAGCAAUUCAUGCAUGUAUUGCCAAAGGAGAAACUCCAUGGGUAGUCGGCGACGGCCUGAACUAUUGGGACAUUACCCUGGUCGAAAAUAUCGCCGAUGCCCAUGUACUGGCGGCUGAGAACUUAGUUUCGACAGAGAAGACUGCCGCUGGAGAGGCAUUCUUCAUUCAGAACAAUGAGCCCAUGACUUUUCGUGAUUUUUGUCUGGCAAUAUGGAGAAAUUUUGGGCAUAUCCCCCCUUUCACUGUGCAUAUCCCCAGGUCGCUUGCGUGGUUGACUGGGUUGGUGGCUGAGUGUUAUACUUGGUUUACCGGUACACCUACUACGCUUAGCAGGGGCAGUGUUAAUGAUGCAUGUCAUAUGAGAUAUGCCAGUGGUGAAAAGGCGCGACGUAUACUUGGCUAUGAAGCUAGGUUCGGCCUUGAGGAGGGUAUAAGGCUUAGCUGUGAGGAUUAUGCUCGUCGAAUAGGCAUCAAGCUACCCGAUGCACCAGGCAUUCGAAUCGGCCAAAGUAUGAACACGAAGAGGUGGUGACUAAAAUAAAACAAACAAUAUUUAACACCCAUCUGAAGU